UAGGCGUCGAGAAAGUCUAGUCAUGCUGGUUUGUGUUUUCAUUCUGUGUGUUUUGACUGUUGUACAUGUAUCUGUCCUUCAGUAGUGCACUCGUCUUUAUGUAUGGUCUCGUCUGUGUUGUUGUGCCGAAAUGAGCGAUGUUGUGGAGAAAACCCUCACUGCUCUGCCGGGUUUAUUUGAUUCUCAAACCGGAGCUGCUAGAAUCACCAACAGAUUAAGACAACUCAUCAAGAGCAUCACAGAACUGACAUCUAAACAUGACGAGGAGAACCUCAUCAAACAGGAGCUGUCUGCCAUGAAAGAGCAGGUUUCAUCUCCCAACACUACUAUGAAGCAGAUGAGAGAGGUCAUGGUGCGAGCCAUGUACUGUGAGAUGCUGGGCUACGAUGCCUCCUUCACCUACAUUCACGCCAUCAAACUGGCGCAGCAGGGCGGCGUGCUGGAGAAGAGAGUGGGGUACCUUGCGGUGUCUCUCUUCCUCAGUGAAGGACAUGAGUUGUUGUUGUUGCUGGUAAACACCGUAUUGAAAGAUCUUCAGAGCACUAACCUCAUCGAAGCGUGCAUGGCGCUGACUGUUGUAGCUCAGGUGUUUCCCAAAGACAUGAUACCUGCUGUCCUUCCUCUGGUGGAAGACAAGCUGUCGCAUCCAAAGGAGAUCAUUCGGAGAAAAGCCGUCCUGGCGUUAUAUAAGUUUCAUCUCAUUGCUCCGACUCAAGUCCAGCACAUUCAUGGCAAGUUUCGAAAAGCCCUGUGCGACAAAGAUCCGGGUGUCAUGACAUCAUCUUUACAUAUUUACCUACAGCUGAUCACGGAGAGUCCAGACGGCUAUAAGGACCUGACGGGAAGUUUGGUCACUAUCCUGAAGCAGGUGGUGGGGGGGAAACUCCCGGUGGAGUUUGACUAUCACAGCGUUCCUGCGCCGUGGCUUCAGAUCCAGCUGCUCAGGAUCCUCUCGCUGCUCGGGAGAGAGGACCCAAGCACUAGUGAGCUGAUGUAUGACGUUCUGGACGAGUCUCUGCGCAGAGCGGAAAUGAACCACAACAUCACUUACGCGAUCCUGUAUGAGUGUGUGAAGGCCGUCUACACCAUCCACCCCAAAGCUGAGCUGCUUGAAAAAGCCGCGAGAUGCAUUGGAAAUUUUGUUCUUUCUCCGAAGAUCAACCUCAAAUAUCUUGGUUUGAAAGCCUUGACGUAUGUGGUCCAGCACGAUGCUAGACUCGCCCUGCAGCAUCAGAUGACCAUCAUCGAGUGUUUGGACCACGCAGAUUACACGAUUAAAAGAGAGACUCUUGAAUUGUUGUUCAGGAUCACAAACGCUCAGAAUGUGACCGUGAUCGUUGAGAAGAUGUUGGACUUCCUGCACGGUUGCAACGACGAGCACACCAUCAUCCAUCUGGUUUGCUCCGGAUAACUCGUGGUUCAUUCAGACAAUGAAUGAUGUUUUUUCCACUGGUGGAGAUUUGCUGCAACGGGACGUCCCAAACAACUUCCUGCGACUUCUGGCGGAGGGCUCAGAGUCUAAAGAGGAAGAUGAUCAGUUACGGCUUCAGGCUGUCGACUCGUAUCUGACCGUGCUGAAGAGAGACGCUUCUCGUCUGCCCCAGCGCUUCUUACAGGUCAUGAGCUGG
This is a messenger RNA of Carassius auratus (goldfish), 1628 nucleotides long. Its product is annotated as AP-4 complex subunit epsilon-1-like. The record is from RefSeq and is a predicted model, not a curated record. NCBI's taxonomy places the organism in Eukaryota, Metazoa, Chordata, Actinopteri, Cypriniformes, Cyprinidae. The transcript has 13 exons. Gene Ontology annotation, biological process: intracellular protein transport; vesicle-mediated transport. Gene Ontology annotation, cellular component: membrane coat. Bases 131 to 1411 code for a protein of 426 amino acids.